Messenger RNA from Colletotrichum spaethianum, 1323 nucleotides. RefSeq names its product deoxycytidylate deaminase. Lineage: Eukaryota; Fungi; Ascomycota; Sordariomycetes; Glomerellales; Glomerellaceae. The transcript is spliced from 3 exons. The record is from RefSeq and is a predicted model, not a curated record. The coding region runs from base 1 to 1323 and encodes 440 amino acids. Gene Ontology annotation, molecular function: nucleic acid binding; zinc ion binding; hydrolase activity.
AUGCUCAUCGGAAUCUGCGGCGGCAUAUGCGCCGGCAAGAAGACCGUCGCCAAGUACUUGGUCGAGCACCACGGCUUCAAACUUCUUCGUCUGGAGGACCCUUCAUCAAGUCCACCGCGGAAUGAGACUCCGGCAUACAAUGCUCCGCAAGUACCGGAGCCGGAGUUCGCACCAUCCACCACCGGCAACGACGAGUCGGAAGCUCAGCAGCAGACUUCAUCCAACAAGAAGAGCAAGAAGAAGAAGGUUCCUGUUUGCUUCAUCUGCAAACAAAAGGGCCAUGUUAAAACAGACUGCCCCCUCCCAAACCAGGAGACUGCCAUCGCCGUCAACGGCAACAGACCUGAAAGCCCGGCGAGAGAGGCUAGUCAGUCAUAUAUGGUCGGCACCUACUCCAUAGUGUCGAGGAACUCCCAUCCUCACCCACCACCCACCAAUGGCUUCCACGCCCCAGCCUCCAACGAACUUGCUUUUGCCUCCGCCGAGGCCCUUCUGGACUACGUCACAACCCGCUGGCAGUCCCGCUUCGUCACGACUGAUGUGCACAACGAGGCCAUUCUCGACACCCUCUCUCGCCGCCCCUUCUUCAUGCUCAUCUCCGUCGACGCCCCCUUGACUAUCCGACACGCCCGCUUCCGUGCUCUGCACAACCCUCACUGCACCCUCGAGUCCUUCGCCCUCGCCUCAGAUAGCCACCUCUACGACCCGCAUGAGGGCCUGCAACCCCUCAUCUCCCGCGCCACCGUCCGCCUUCUCAACACGUCGUCCUCUCUCGCCCACUUGUACGCUACCCUCGGUAAGCUGCAGCUCGCCGACCCGGUCCGUCUGCGGCCCAGCUGGGACGCCUACUUCAUGUCUCUCGCGGAGCUCGCCUCGCUACGUUCAAACUGCAUGAAGCGCCGCGUCGGUGCGGUGCUUGUUGGCCGCGAGAAGCGUGUCAUUUCCACGGGCUACAACGGCACGCCCCGCGGUCUGCAGAACUGCUCUGAUGGCGGCUGCUCGCGGUGCAACUCGGGAAACUCGUCCGGUGUCGGCCUGGCAACAUGUUUGUGCAUCCACGCCGAGGAAAACGCGCUGCUGGAGGCGGGGCGCGAGCGUAUCCGUGAAGGCGCCGUGCUAUACUGUGAUACAUGCCCGUGCCUAACCUGCAGCAUCAAGAUCUGUCAAGUUGGCAUCGAGGAGGUGGUGUAUGCUCAUGGUUACAGCAUGGACACGGAAACGGCGGCGGUGUUCGCGCAGGCGGGAGUCAGGCUGAGGCAAUAUAUUCCGGCGCCAAACGGUUUGAUCCACCUUGAAAACCUGGAAAACUUGGAGCUCUAUUAA